UCGAUUUAUGACUGACUAACAAAUAAAUGCAAUUUCUAAAUAUACAAAGUUUCCCUUGGGAUGACUAUUACAGUGUUUGUUUACUGAGUUGAGUGUGAAAUAGGCCCAGACAUACAGGAAAUUAAAAAAAAGAAAAGAAAAUCAAUAGCUAAUACUAGCUAGUAGCUAGUAAUAACUUUAUCAAUAUCAGAUAAUGCUAGCUAACUAAUCUUGGAUUUAUUUAUUUAUUACAGAACUUUUGACUAAAUGCAACCAAGUAUUGUAGUAACCAAAUGCUGUCAAUCAAACCACCACAAGCUACUAUGCCCUGAAAGCUAAAAUAUGGAGCUGUUUGUUUCAACGGUGAAACGUCUCACAGAGAAUCUGCUGCAGAAACAGCAUACAAAUUACGAUGAGGUGAUAGAGAAACUGUUCUCUGAAGUCUCUGGCCUGGAGGAUUUCCCCAAAAUACCAAAUCCAGAGUUUGAGGAGUGUGCCAUCCAGCUGUGGAACUGGGCAGUCACUAAGAAUGUGGGCACCACUAUAAGUAAAAAUCAGAAGGCCAAAGAUGCUCUUACCAUCCUCACAGUGCGGCAUGUUGCAUGCAGUCUCCUGUACUGCUGUGAGCCUGUGAGUCCAACAGAGGGCGUCAUCCGCAAGCAGAUCCUGAUGGCCAGCAAAACAGGGAGAACCUGGCUGGACUGCAAAAAUCCCCAGAUGGCAGAUAACUUCUUAAGGCUUGCUGUCAAGAGCUUGGAGACCCUCUAUAGUCAACUAACGUCCAGAGGUGAUGGAGCAGCUGACAUAACUUCAUCCAAAGGGGAUGUGGAGAAGGAUCUGCUUCGAAUUCUCUCAUGCCAGGCAGAAUCGGCCAUAAGUCAAGGGAAUAACCAGGAGGCUGUGAUCUAUAUGCAACGGUGCAAAGACAUGCUGCUGCGGCUGCCAAAAGAUACUGCAUACCUCUCCCUGAUGUGCUACAACUUUGGAAUAGACACUUACAAUCUGAAAAAGUUUGAGGACAGUGCAUUUUGGUUGAGCCAAAGCUAUGAUAUUGGCAAAAUGAAUGUGAAAUACGCCCCUGGAUCUGAAGUCCAGGCCAAGGUGUUGAGGCUCCUUGCCACUGUUUAUUUAGAGUGGGAUUGUCAGAAGUUUCAGGAGAAGGCUCUUAAUGCUGUCAACUUAGCCAACAAGGAAUGUAUGAGUGCCUCUGGGCUGUACUUAAAGAUCAGAAUACUCCUGAGAUGUGGGGCCUCAGAUGAUCAUAUCAGAGGAGGACUUAAUGAGAUGCUGGAAUGUGAGGUUUCUCUUGAUGUGUGUCUGAGCACAGUGAAACUACUCAUGUCAGAAGACAGAGAAGUGCUGGCAUUAGAGUAUUUGAAAAGUGUGUGUCAGUGCUUUGAGUCGUCCCCUGACCUGGGAUCUGCUCUUGUCUUGCACAUUGAGCUCCUGCUCCAGAGAGGCAAGGAGCUGCUGGGCAAACAGAAGAUCGAGGAUAUUAUCACUGGCCACUAUACUGGAAAACAGCUGACUCCACAGGCCCUCGCAAGUCUACAUGUCAUACUGUGGGAUAAAGCAUCGAAACACUUUGAGGCAAGGAACUAUUCUGAGGCUCUGCAGUGGUAUAACUACUCGCUGAGUUUCUUUAAGGCAGGUCAGAUGGAGCCCAAUCUAGCCAAACUGCAGAGGAACCGAGCUUCCUGUUUCCUGCAGCUAAAGCAACUGGAAAAGGCCAAAGAGGCAAUUAAAGAGGCUGAGAGAUGUGAUCCUGACAGCAUAUUCACACAGUUCAGUAUUUACAAGAUUGCAGUGCAGGACAACAAUGCGAAGAAAGCUGCAGAGGCAGUGAAUGCAAUGGGACUUCUGACCAAGUGUCCUGUGGCCAGUGAGGACAGACUGCUGGUAUCUGAGAACGCUGCAUCGAAUCUCCUCAGUCUGGCUGCUCAGAUUGCUUUGGAGAGUGAGCAGCAGGAAACUGCCAUGAAGGCUCUGGAGAGUUUGUGUGAAAACUCCAAAGAUGACGCUCAGGUUCUGACUGCUCUCAGGUGUUUGGUUCGACUUGUGCUCUCCACAAUAGAAAAAUCGAGUGAUGAAAUGAGGAAUGUGAGUCUGGAUGUCCUUCUGCCAUAUCUAAAAAUGGCUCUGCUGAAAGUUUCACACCAGUCUCACAUGACUGCUGAGCAACGCACAGAUGAAGCUAACUGGUUCAGGAAGAUUGCUUGGAACUCAGCUCUGCAGUGUGAGAAGAGCCCUGACAGAAUGAGGGAUUUCUUUGUGCUCUCUUACCAGCUCUCUCAGCUAUGUCCUCCUGAUCGCACGUUGCUCAUGGGCCAGAAGACGUGUCUGCUAAUGGCUGCCGCUGCCUCUUUGGAGCUCUGCAGGAAGUCUCCUCACUCUGACCAGACUGAGGAGCUCACUCAGGCUCUGGAGCACAUUCAGAUCUGUUGGGAGGUCUGGAAAACCCUUAAAGCAUCAGGAAACUUCCCAAUGGACCCGACAGACACGCUGCUGCUGCUGUAUGAAUUUGAAGCUCGUGCUAAGCUGAACGACCCAAAGGUUGAGACAGUGCUGGAGUCCGUCCUGGAGCUUGAAAAUGUUGAAAUCAAGGUGCUAGAGAUCAUUGCAGCCUUAGCCAUGGAGCCUCCAGCCCACUUCCCUCUGCUGUGCAAGAAGGCCUUGAGGGUUGCUCUCUCCCUGCACAAGAAGCAACCGCAGGCUGACCUGGCCCGCUGCAGCAAGUGCGUUCACAGCCUGAUCAAGUUGUCCCUCCCAAGCGGUGUGUCAGAGGUGGAGGCCCAUGUGCUUGAGGAGGUGUGGGACUACUACGAGGAGGCCCUGUCCAUCAUCACAGCCGCACCGGCCGACUUCCCAGAGAUGGAGACCCUGUGGCUGCUGACUCGGGCCUGGAACACGGGGAUACUGCUGUACAGCCUGGCUCAGUAUCCCGAAGCCGAGAAGUGGUGCGGCCUCGCCAUGAGCUUCGUCUGCCACCUGGGAUCCCUACAGGAGAGCUACGAGACACAGAUGUCUGGUCUCUACAGUGAAAUCCUGGACAGGCUGGACAAAGCCAAGAAGAACCUUAUCUUGGAGGAAUAAUCAAACUAAAGCAGGUCAGCUGUUGUCACCCUGUUGUGAACUCCCUGUAGUGAGGGUGACCUUUGAUGGAUCCAAUUACAUUCGGUUUGUUGCAGCUAAACGUUACUAAUGUUGUGGUAAAAUGUUCAUCACUUAUUCCACAGUUUGAAAAAUUGUUGCUUUAAAUCUGUGUUACUUCAAGGGCAUCUUAGUCACCUAGAGGUUAAGACACUUUAGCUCCUGGUUUGGUUUUGGCCUAGGACGUUUGUUGCAUGUCACCCCACCCUCUUUGUCCCAUGUUUCCUGUCUUUCUCUGCUGUCUCCUGUCAAUAAAAGCUAAAAUACAGAUAAUCUUUAAAAAAAAACUGCGUAAUAAUUUAAAUAUUUGCAACGCCACUGCAUCAGUGAAGCAGAAUAACAAGCACAUCAAAAUCAUAACUGAGUCACAUAUUUUAUUUUCAAACAAAUAAACUCUUGUCAAGUCCCAAAAUAAAACCCAAACAAAAGUUGCAGGACUGUGUUCCCUCAUGACUAGGACAGGGAAGACCAUGAGGCCGAGUGUCCUGAUAGGCUGUACCACCUGCAGUGACAGGAAGGAAACUACUGUACAAUCAAAGGGUUCAUGUUUGCAAGCACUUACUGCACAGAUGUGCUAUAACAUAAACAUCAUCACCCAAAAGUACAAACAAGAACCCUGAAUCCCCCCCCCCCAAACCCAAAAAAUAAAAGCAUAUAUGUCAUCAUUUCUCUCAUCAGAACAAAGACCCUCAUCAAUUAUACACACACAGAGGCAUUCAGGUUCCAUCUUGUUAUAUACCACAACCUCAGUGGAAAGAGUAAAAUGAAAUCAAGUUCUUUGGGCUUUGACAUGGCUGACUGAGGUAUGAAUACCACACACAUUGUUAACAGUCAGCUGUAUUUCAACUAAACACCAGAGAGGACCAAUUCUAAAACUUCUAAUGAUGUAUUGAUCAAUGCUCCUGGUUUUCUGUGAUAUUGUGUAGGUUUCUGCCUGCAUCUCUUUUUAAUUAUUUUACAAUAUAUUUUUUUAAAAUCUAUACACCCAGACACGUUCCACAAGAAAUCACAUGUAGACAGGCCCUAUUUGAGGGAAUUGAAUUCCCAACUGACUAGUUAAGUGUUCCAAUAGGCAUUUGAAGAGAAAUACCAACAAUACAGCACAUUUGUAUGGAAAUUAUAUCUCAAGAGUAGCUCAAACUUUACUUACCUGACAUUUGUGGUCUAUAAAACAUGUUUGUCCCAGUUUGAUUCACACAUGCAUGAAGCACAGGUGAGGGGGAUCUGCUGGGGGCUUAUUUACAUUGUACAGCUACCACACCCUUUGAAACAGUCUGCAAGCAGUUUAUAAAUGGCUCUGUUCCCUUCGGUUAUUCCCUGAACUCUGGUUUUGACACAGGUAAUGACAGCUGGUUUAGCAGUGGUGCCUGGCAGGUGGGCACACCUGUUCAGAAAAUGCCUGCAGGUACAGGUGCUCUGUGGGUGGGAGAGAGCAGAGGACCCCAGAGGUCUAGGUAACCACUUCUCGUUGGGUCUGGCUCUCUUGAGGAGAAAGAAGACAAAUUCCCCCCCCUUGCGCUCUUCAGAAAAAAGCUGAGGAGGAAAGCGAGAACGUUCACAAGAUCGGGGGCAGGAAGGGGAAGGGGGCCGCAGUAUUCCUUCUUCCAACGUGCCCUCUCGCAUGCACACGUUAACAUACAGUACCAAGCUCUGCAUGAGGUGGGUGGGGGGAGGGUGGAGCAGAUCAAUUCAAUCCUGGUGAAGCCUUGAUACAGCCAACUCAAAGGUUACCUCACACAAGCUCCCCGUCUCACGGAAAAAAGAGAAGACGCGUAAUACAACCUGAUAACACUGUUCAGUUGAGAACGCCUUUAACUAAGAGUACUUGUUCGUGCCGUGAACUUUCUGUGUCAUUGCCCAAACGUUGCCCUUCGGUCGCAGGGGAAAUGGUAUCUGUACGUUAAGAUUCCUGAGCCGGUCUAGCUCACCCCCAGACACGCUUCAGAGCUCAACACAGUGGUUCAGCACCUGCCAACAACAGAUUCAUCAAGAAUUCAUAUGUUUAUAGAUACACAAAGCAUUUAGGUUUAAUCAAACCCAACUUUAGUGUUGUUUUUGGUGGGGGGUGGGGGGACAAUCCAAAACAGGUUAUAUUGACUCUUUAAUCAUUAGGACAUCCAAUACAAUUAUUGUCUUGUUCUACCCGUUUUAAGGCCACCGUCAUGGCGGCAGAUAGGACAGUACCAUGUGACCAUUCAAUCAGAAGAGAAUCCUCUUGGAAGGCAGAGAGUGUAAUAGGGUGGUCUGCUGCUCAACAUGAGUUAGGAGGCUCUGGCUGUCCAAAUUGUAAUUGAAUGGCCAAAUUUUUUGUUGAAUUACAUAGCAAAAAAAAAAAAAAAAAAAAAAAAUUUAAAAAUGGCUGAAAUACCGGGGGGUGGGCAGGAGGGGGAGGGCACAGAGGUGAGACUUUGUUUUAUCUAUUGCACUCAAGUCAGGCCUCCUGGCAGUCGGAGGACACAAAAAAGUCAGGAAAGACGGGAAGCGUUUUCCUUGUCAAUUGUGUGCAUCCUCCCUCACAGACAACAGGUAGUCACAAAACAGAAUUUGUAUUUGAUGUAAGGCAGUUUGGUGUUUUGCAGAGAGCCCAGUUACACUUCUCUACCCCCAUCCUUUACACAGAGCAGCUAAAAACCACAAGCAAAAAACCCCACAAAGAAAAGAAAAAAGAACAAAAAAGGAAAAAUGAAAUCUAACAGCCCUCCAAAUUGACAAUUCUAGUGAAGUGUAAAAUGUGUAGUUUUUUUAAUAUGUAGUAAAAUCUCAGUAGGAUUUUAUCAUUUAUCUUGUGAUUUCAUAAUAUAAAUGUAGAGAUUCACAACGCAUUUCUUCCC
Molecule: messenger RNA, 5960 nt
Organism: Lates calcarifer (barramundi perch)
Lineage: Eukaryota; Metazoa; Chordata; Actinopteri; Centropomidae
Gene: tex11
Product: testis expressed 11
Exons: 30
Coding region: 322-3072 (916 amino acids)
Biological process (GO): meiotic cell cycle
Molecular function (GO): protein binding
Source: RefSeq, a predicted model, not a curated record